CCCCCUCUUUACUCUUCACUCACCAAUUAACUUCCAAACAAAUCAUCUUCACUAACUAGCAAGCUAAAACAAACCUCACAAGCAGAAUGUCUGGUGUUUGGGUCUUCAAGAACAAUGGUGUUAUCCAUUUAAUGGAAAAACAAGGAGGAGGAAGCAGCACUUGUUCUUCAAGGAAGAAAGUUUUGGUGCACUUGGCAACAGGGGAAGUAGUAUCUUCGUACUCGUAUCUUGAGAGCCUCUUAACUGGGCUUGGAUGGGAGAGGUAUUAUGGAGGAGACCCUGAGCUCUACCAGUUCCACAAGUACUCCUCUAUUGAUCUCAUAUCUCUCCCUAGAGAUUUCUCCAAGUUCAACUCUGUUUACAUGUAUGAUAUUGUAGUUAAGAACCCUAAUGUCUUCAAUGUUAGGGAUGUCUAGCUAAUUAACCUCAUCUCCAAUUUCCAUACUCCAUACAUACAUGUAUGAUAUUGUACAUAUUCUUAGGUGGUUUGGCAGAUAGGGCUUGUGCCAAACCCCACUCCCUCUCUAUUUUCUAGCUAAGGUUGUUUGCAUCUCAUCGUGUUAUGGUUUUCUCCCUAGAGGAUUUUCAUUCACUCAUAAUUGUACGUAAUUAUGUAUGUUUGUUUGUAUAUGGCUUCCUCUUCCUGCCCCUCACAAGAAUAAAGAAAUUGAAUUCGUUUGCUAAUAAUACUAUCUCUAUUCUAUU
This is a messenger RNA of Tripterygium wilfordii, 705 nucleotides long. RefSeq names its product flowering-promoting factor 1-like. Gene Ontology annotation, biological process: regulation of flower development. The record is from RefSeq and is a predicted model, not a curated record. The coding region runs from base 87 to 416 and encodes 109 amino acids. The transcript has a single exon. NCBI's taxonomy places the organism in Eukaryota, Viridiplantae, Streptophyta, Magnoliopsida, Celastrales, Celastraceae.